AUGGCGGAGCCCAUAGCACACACGCCCUCCCCUCAACCCGACCUUAAUCGAAACCGACUCCCUACCCUGUUCGAGGUCCUCAGCAGGCGGACGCUCCCGCCCGUCGAUCUGUUCUCCUUCUACAUUUAUAUGAGAGACCAGCAGCGCUCUGUCGACUACCUCGAUUUCUGGCUCGAUGUCGCCCAACACAUGUCACUAUGCCGUCACUAUGUUCGCGAAUUGCGACGUUCCGUUCUUGUCGGCACGCCUGAGCCCGACCGAAGCUCCAAACGAUCAUCCGCCAUUCUUGAGAGCAUGGGAGAUUUGAACCCCGUCGCAGGACCGUCUAUGUGGGCGUCGGAGAAGGAGAAGGAUCAGGACGCGCAAAUGUCUGCCUUCCUGCGCGAGGAUCGAUCGAUCGCGCAGGAGUCCCCGCAAAGCAGCAGCGACCGCCGUGGUCGUCCGAGCAACCUCAGCAACCAGCGCGAAUUCACUACCGACUCAAAUUCCCCAGCGCAUGCCGUAGCGCGCGACGAUAUCAGAGCCUCAGCCGAGAAGAUUCUUUACACCUUCCUCCUUCCCGGCGCAGAACGCGAGAUUACUCUUCCUGGUUCCAUCACUUCGGAUGUCACAACUGCUAUUGAGGAUUAUGGACGCGAUGACCCGGAGGUGUUCGAUGUGGCCAAGGAUUAUGUGUUCCAGGCCAUGGAGAGGGACGCGUUCCCCGGCUUCCUUAGGAUGAAGGCCCUCGGAAACCUCAUUCCCCCUACAUUAAUGCUGCGCCUCAUGGUUGGUCUCGUGGCCAUGUUCGGUGGCUUCUGGACUGCCUUCAUCCUGAUCUUCCUUAACGAAUCUCGCCUAACAAGGUGUUGGGUCAUCCUGCCUUUCACCAUUGGAGUUUACUGUCUCUGUUCAUAUCAGUACUCACUCGACCCCAUUCUCGCCCUCAUCGGACUGAGCGAAUAUACCCCUUUCAAUUUCUCCCGAGUUCGGGAGCCAUACGUCCGAAAACUCCUCGCCCAGAGAUCCAUGGUGGUUCUCGCCGUCACUGCAGUCAUAGACGCCGCGCUAUGCGUCCUGUUCAUUCUCGUACCGGGAAAACGACUAUGA
This is a messenger RNA of Neurospora tetraspora, 1089 nucleotides long. Its product is annotated as RGS domain-containing protein. Bases 1 to 1089 code for a protein of 362 amino acids. Lineage: Eukaryota; Fungi; Ascomycota; Sordariomycetes; Sordariales; Sordariaceae. Gene Ontology annotation, cellular component: plasma membrane. The record is from RefSeq and is a predicted model, not a curated record. The transcript has 3 exons. Gene Ontology annotation, biological process: intracellular protein localization.